AUGACGACGGCCUAUCACCCCGCGGCGAACGGGAUGGUGGAGCGGCUGCACCGCCAGCUAAAAGCCGCCCUCUGUUCCCAGCCUGAGCCCACUAACUGGGUUGACCAUUUGCCAUGGGUGCUCCUCGGCCUACGCUCUUCGCUAAAACAGGAUCUCAACUGUAGCUCGGCGGAGUUAGUCUUCGGCUCCCCUUUGCGCUUGCCUGGAGACUUCCUCGAUUCCAGCCCGAAGCCUCCCCCCACCGGUGACGACUUCGUAACGUGCCUCCGUCAGCAUUUCCAGGCCGUCAAACCCGCCCUACCUCAUCAGCCUUCCCAUAGGAAGAUUUUCGUGUACCCGGAUUUCACCAAUGCCUCUCACGCCUUCGUCCGGGUGGAUCAUGCCAAGCCACCCCUGACCCCUGCAUAUGCUGGCUCUUACAAGAUACUGGCCCGCAGUGACAAGUCCAUAACAGUCGACCUUAAUGGGCGCCGCGAAACCAUCUCCCUCGACAGGGUCAAGCCCGCUCAUCUUGAGACACUCGUCACCCCUGUGCAUCUCCCCGACCUUCCCUCCCACUGCAGGAAACCCUCAAUGCCGACGCCCUGUCCCUCGGCGCAAUGUUUCCUGGCAUUCUCCCCUGGUCACCACCAGGGUCUAGUAAAACCAGUUGUUCUCCACCAGUCACCGGGCACGGUUGUCAGUCCAUUCCCGCGCCACAAGACAAUGGGAUGA
Ornithodoros turicata is the source of this 714-nucleotide messenger RNA. RefSeq lists its product as uncharacterized. The transcript has a single exon. Gene Ontology annotation, molecular function: nucleic acid binding. The record is from RefSeq and is a predicted model, not a curated record. NCBI's taxonomy places the organism in Eukaryota, Metazoa, Arthropoda, Arachnida, Ixodida, Argasidae. Bases 1 to 714 code for a protein of 237 amino acids.